Strongylus vulgaris is the source of this 531-nucleotide messenger RNA. The record is from the annotation of a GenBank genome assembly. Lineage: Eukaryota; Metazoa; Nematoda; Chromadorea; Rhabditida; Strongylidae.
AUGUCCACCAUUUGCGCAGCUUUGAAUUCACAACGUCGCCUACAUUGGGUGAUUGGUAUCGGUCCUAAUCGUAGGGUACUGGGAUGUGAUGUGUCAAGUGAGGAACGGGACACCCUCAGACAAGCGUUUAUCUAUUCUGUGCGUUCUGGAAUUCGACCACAGCUUCAUCCUGAACUUGUUCAGUUGGAAUUCGUCUCCGUGGAGAACCAACAUCUUAAUGGAAAUGACGCACGACUAUUAGUUACUAUCACAAUCGACCACAAAGUGUCUAUGCUGUAUCAAGUACAACCUGGACGUAUCUUCUAUGUAUCAAAGAAUGAAGUGAACGAGGUCAAAGGCGGCAUCAACGAGGCUCUUUGUUUAUUGAGUAUGAAGCGGAAGAGUGACAUUAAGUCAGUUUUUGAUCAGGCUUCUUAUGGUUAUUUGAGAUUCAAAGCGAGCAGAAAUGCCACGUCUCUUGGAGUCCUCAUGAAAGUUUCUGCUUACUUUGCUACAGGAUUAGGUUUCGCCUUUUGUGCUCGAUAUCUCCUU